CGAAAUAUCUCCCCUUCACAUACCACCUGAGCAACCAUACCUUCUUCCAUCACUACCGCCGAAAUGUCCUCUCGCUUCGUCGAGAACCUCGAUGAGGUUCCCAUUACCCACCCUCAUCUCAACGUCUCAUUGGAUGACAUCCUCGCUGAGGAGGGUCGCAAGCGUUCGACAUCUCAGUCAUCGAACAGUUCACACACUGCCCGUUCCGGAAGUGACUCAGUGUCAAGUCCCACGUCGCCAACCAGCGAAAGCAAGAUGAACGGCCUCAAGAGGAGGGCCCUGGCUCUUGGUAGCAAGAAGGGUCGCCCGUAGUCGAAAAAGGUUGCGAAAGGACUGCCAUCGCGAUCUCAGCUUGGACUACGUCGGGACUACCUUUCAAUAUUGUCAGCACACACCAAAACACCACACCAUCUCGACCAAGCGUUGGAAGAGAAAUACCCCACGUAGAUCUGCGAUCAGCCGUCACAGAUCUACAAACUCGUUCAGACAUAUAGUCGAACAUACCCCAUCAACUCCGUCCCCACGAGUCGCGUAGCUUCGCCCGUUCAUGGCAGCCACGUACUGCCGCAUGAUGGAGGAAUGCUUGUGCCGCUUAAGAUUGUGCCGCAAUGGCGCGACAUAGCAGGCGAAGAGGAAGGAGGAGAAGCGCAGCAAGUCGCGGGGAGGGUUGCCUGUACAUUAGUCUAUCGAAAGCAGCAGCAACUACAACACACUUCAA
Molecule: messenger RNA, 718 nt
Organism: Parastagonospora nodorum SN15
Lineage: Eukaryota; Fungi; Ascomycota; Dothideomycetes; Pleosporales; Phaeosphaeriaceae
Exons: 1
Coding region: 92-259 (55 amino acids)
Source: RefSeq, a predicted model, not a curated record